AUGAAACUCAAGAUGAAGCAAGCUGAAAUUUGGGUGGAUAAUCAUCUGCGUUGCAAUAGCCAAGAACCCUGUGUUCCAUGUGUAAUGCAGUUCCCGAAUUUCUUUCAGACAUCGUACUUGCAAAUUUUAGAUCUUUCCAAUAACAUGAUUUCUGGUGGAAUUUCCAAAUGGGAAGCUGUACGGUGGGAAGGAUUGCUAUGGUUGGACCUUUCUCAUAACUUUCUGACUGCUUUGGAGCAAUUUCCGGGUAACAGUUUGGAAUAUCUCAACCUUCAUUCCAACUUUCUGACAGGAAAUAUCACUUCUUCUAUUUGCAAUUGGAGUCAACUUACAGUUCUGGACUUGUCCAAAAACAACUUGAGUGGAACUAUUCCUGAUUGCCUUGGAAAUAUCGGAUGUCUCCAGCUCUUGGAUUUGCAAAUGAACAACUUCAUUGGCAAGAUCCCUAAUUCUUUUUUGAGAAAUAGUGACUUGAGCCAUCUUUUACUCAAUAACAAUCAAUUGGAAGGAUUAGUGCCGCUAUCUUUGGCUAACUGUACUUCAUUGGAACUUUUGAAUUUAGGGAACAAUAAGUUAACGGAUAGGUUUCCCCAUUGGUUAGAGUCGCUUCCAAGACUAAAAGUUCUUAUCUUGAGAUUUAAUAGAUUUUAUGGAUCACUGCCUCAUUCCAUAGCUUCAUCUAACUUCUCUACAUUGCGAAUAAUUGAUCUCUCUGGAAAUAAGUUUACGGGUACAUUGCCCACGAAACUCUUUCAAAAUUUGAGAGCAAUGAAAGAGAAACCUAAAGAGUGGUUAUACUCCUCAGUCUUCCAAGUUGGUAGGAGAAUUGGCAGGGGUAUUGUUCAAAUUCCUGAGGCAUAUGGCGAUAGAUUGGAGAUGAAAUUUCUGUGA
Gossypium raimondii (Peruvian cotton) is the source of this 891-nucleotide messenger RNA. Its product is annotated as receptor like protein 26-like. Lineage: Eukaryota; Viridiplantae; Streptophyta; Magnoliopsida; Malvales; Malvaceae. The transcript is spliced from 2 exons. The record is from RefSeq and is a predicted model, not a curated record. The coding region runs from base 1 to 891 and encodes 296 amino acids. Gene Ontology annotation, molecular function: protein binding.